Molecule: messenger RNA, 872 nt
Organism: Entrophospora sp. SA101
Lineage: Eukaryota; Fungi; Glomeromycota; Glomeromycetes; Entrophosporales; Entrophosporaceae
Source: the annotation of a GenBank genome assembly
GGUCACCUGUUGCAUUUUUACUUUUUGCUAUGAUUUAUACAGGAAGCAAAAGUUUACAAUUUCUUGCAAUUCCUAUAUAUACCAUAUUCAAGAAUUUAACGAUCAUUUUUAUUGCCUACGGUGAAGUAUUAUGGUUUGGGGGCUCAGUGACAAGAUUAAUGAUGACAAGUUUUCUAUUGAUGGUAUUUUCUUCAAUAAUAGCAGCUUCAUCCGAUUCAGUCAAUACAGUAAAAUUAAAUACAUUUUCUUCAAUUGAUUUUGGUUAUAUAUGGAUGGCUUUAAAUUGUAUUUCUUCGGCUGCAUUUAUUUUAUUUAUGAGGAAAAGAAUUAAAUCAACCAAUUUUAAGGAUUAUGACACUGUAUAUUAUAACAACACAUUAUCAAUUCCAUUAUUGGUUUUCAUGAGUUUAAUUAUAGAAGAUUGGUCUUACACUAAUUUAGAAAAAAAUUUUCCGAUUGAGGUUCGACAUACAUUAAUAAUAUCAAUUCUAUUCUCUGGAAUAUCAGCAUUUACAAUUUCUUAUGCUUCUGCAUGGUGUAUUAGAGUUACCUCAAGUACCACUUACAGUAUGGUUGGUGCAUUAAACAAAUUACCAAUGGCUGCAAGUGGAAUGAUUUUUUUUGGUGAUCCUACAACCUUUGGAAGUGUAUCUGCCGUUCUUGUUGGAUUUUUUUCUGGAGUUUUGUAUUCAAUAGCAAAAAAAGAACAACAAAGAGUUGUUAUUGUUGACACUAAAAUCAUUAAUGAUAAUACAAUAACUAAAUCUCAUCAAAAUACAAAUGAUCCAAUAAUAGAUGAAAAAUAUAUUGAUCACACAGAAAAUUCAACAGCUAUAACAAUAGAAGAUGACAAAAGCAAUGAAAUCAAUUAG